AUCAACAUUAUGACGACGCUAAUGUGGCAGAUGGCUAGAAACCAGAAAAUGCAUCAUCCGCAGUACGCGGUACUUGUAGCGCCUCUUAAAAUUGCUGUGAUGCUUGAACAUAGCCAUUGUUCUCAAACUGUCAAAUAGGCAGUAAGCCCGUUCACGUUCAUUUGAUACGGUAUACCUUUAUUAUGAUGAAGAGAAGUAGUGUAAGUAGUGAUGGUAAGCUUUUAAUAUGUUCAGAGAUCUGUGUGUGUCGGCACGGCGAAACAACUAGCUUCCAUGCAUGGCGGUGCUGCGAUGUCGGUGAGGGUUUGGCAUUGCUUUGCUGCAUCACCAGCGCGUGCGUGCGUGCGCAGGUAUAGUUUGUGUUUACGUCGUGCUUCAGUGUAGCAUCCAUUCAACGCUCACCCCAUCACCGAUCAACGACAGAGCUUCCGGUUUGCCUGCACGAUAUGAAUGUGAGAGCAGUUGCCUUUUUUUUUUUGUUUUUUUUUUUAGAAGCACAUCCCCUUAUAAACUUUAGCGGCCAAGCCGUUUUGUAAUGAUUAAAAUAUAGAACAAAGAGAACAGACAUUGAUUGAUUUGCCAUAAAAAUGCAAAAUAUCAGACGAUCCCAAUCCAGCCACUACUUCAUGCUUUUGUGCGGCCAUGAGAGAGUACUUGCAUUCAUUCUCACAGUUAGUGAUUUGGUGCAGAUAUUUCCAUUAUUUCAGGAUGUUAACCUUGCCAUGUAGUCUGGGAUAAGUCAUGGAGUUUUUACAUCAGGGGCCCCAGUGGAAAACCUGCUGACAUUGCACUGCUUCUGUCUGCAUUCAUGAUGACUAAUGCUGGAUAAUUUAGUGCAGGCAAACACAAAACAGUCAGGAAUUGUCCUAGGAUCUGAUUGGAGUUAUAGUGUUUGGCCCAGGGCUGCUCUGGUAAUGAACUGUUUGCUCUGUUUGUUUUUUUUAAAAUAAACGAGCGUACUGUAACUGUAUACUCUCAACACACAUUCUACUACACUGAGAACAUUGACAACUAGGAAUGACAUAUAUACAAGGAUUUUGAAAUGACAAAUUUUGUCCGGUUCUUCCACUGAUUCCCAGCAAGGCGUGGGAAGAGGGAAGGCAGGGGGUUGGCUGUUUUGCUGAGCAGAAAGUGGUGCUCCACAGGGAAAGGCAAAAUAACCCACGGACUACUGCUGAGAGCUCUGUAAACUUACUACCAAGUGUAAAAACACUACUGCGCGUCCGCACCGCCCACUCACAAUGAUCGCAAACAACAAAAAGACUAUAUAUUAUUAUUUUAUGAUUAUGAAGUAUUUUGUGUAUGAAGUUAAAAUAAAAAUGAUAUCAUGGAAAAUAAUUUAAUUUGGAUUCACUGCAGUCGAAACACCAAUAUCACCCUUCUCAUUAAUACAACAGUAAUAAAACAAACUCAAUCAUGUAAUAGAAAAUUCAUUUAACCUUCAUAAACUUUCAUUUGUAUUUAAUUCAUUAUUAUUUUAAUCUUUAACUUUACUGGUAAUGCAAUUGACAAUAGAUUCUCAUUUGCAAUAUCAACUUAUCAGCAGACAGCAAAGGAUAUAGUUACAAAUUUACAAGUUAAUUUACAAUGGUAAUAGUUCGAAGAAUGUCAGUCUGAAUGGUUGACAGCCCUGCACUAGACCAUUCUCAGGCUCUGUUGAAUAUAUUGUAUGUUCACAGCAAUGUUAGAUAAUAUUUUAUUAUGUAAGGCAGAUUUUCUCAGCGGCAUCUGCUCCUGAUGGUACGUAUGUCCAUACUUUAUUCGAACAGCUGCAACUAGGAUUUAGUCAUGAAUGUUUUCCUAAGAUUGGAUUUUAGGAGCUCUUGUAUAACUAACUAAUAUUGCUUGUUCUAAGAAUGUCCUCCGUUCAUCCUUUUGUUUGUUGUCCAUAUGAAAGUAAAAUUGGUACUGAGUGAAUCAAAAAUCCAAGCGAAUCAAUUCAAAUCAGGGCCUUGUGGAUUGAAUCGACUCAAUUCUGAAAAUAAUAAUAAUAAUAAUAAAAUCUAAAUCAAUACCCAUUCCCUAUUAUUUGUUUUUAUUGUUAUUCUAUUAUUAUUUGUGGUAUUAUUGUUCUUCCUCUUAAUGUUCUCAUCAUUGUUAUUAUUGUUGUCAUUUUUAUUAUUAUUAAUAUUAGCAUAUUUAUUAUUUAUUGUGAUUUAUGUUUCUUUUGUUACAGCUCAUGUACAAGACUUUGUUAAAAGUGUAGUUGUUAAAGUGCUCGCCCUAUAAAUAAGGUCGAGUUGAGGUCUUCUCUAAAUCUUUAAGCAUUGCUCAGUAGCUCUGUGCUAAACCCAUUAGCUUGGAUACAACGGUGCUGUAGCUUAGUGCUUAGUUACCACUUUAGACAGCGGUUCCAGUGUUCUACUAUAUUUUUUAUUUUUUUUAUACUAUAUUUUGGCCUAUUUUAUAUGUGUAGUGAUAUAUUUUAGAAAACAACUAUGGCCAUGGAUGUAUUGUUGUCCCUGUUGUCGACACAGCAUUCAUGUGAUGUAAUAUUAAGCUCGUUGUGAGGUCGUACUUGCUUUUGCGAUGGGCAACGAUGUGUACCGUGAUUGUGUGCUUCCUCCUUCGUCAGGUUAUCAAAUGCUUGAUAACUGUUUGGAAUUCCAGAAACUGCUCUUGUGUCUGCAGGAGCAGCACGGGGGAGCUCCUCACUUUUGUGACGUCACAAAUUCACGACCUGGUCAUUUUCUUGAAUAAUGCGAGGCUGGUGCUGAGACAGAAGGAAUAAGGAAGAGUUUGAGAAUAUAGAUAAACAAAGGAAAACACUACUUUGUGGGUGUUUGCUGUGGUUUGCUCCGACAACCAGCAGUACCUGGAGGAGAAGAGGGAGGCAUCACGUUGUAACAGCCAAAGUUUGGAAAACUGAAGUGGCAAUCGCAUUCCUUCAGUCUAUGCUAUGAAAGACUACAGAUGUAACUCCGAUAGUGAGGAGAGCUGAAGCCAGGGUGUAAACUGACAGUUUUCCUUUCCUCCACAUCCUCUGGUAUCCAUUCAUCUUUGUACAAACACCACUGCAUGCACACAAACAAACAAACAAACAAACAAACAAACAAACAAACAAACACACACACACACGUACGCAUGCACAUUCUUGUCUCUUCCAGUCUGUCUUUGAGCUUGUUCUCGCUUGAUGAAUGUAAUUGGGCUCACUACUUUGAGUUUAGCACUGAAGACUAAAAGUAAGAAUUCCUCUCGGAAUUAAAUAUUUGUCCAGAGUCAAGUUGAAGAUUCACUGGUUCUUCUCUGUGAUGGUGUCUUUCCUGUCUGUAGGUGGUCUUCUUUCCACGUUGUGUCUUCAUGUUUUGGGGGUCCUUCAGUGCCCCCGCCCUCUGUCAAUCCCCCUGCUCCUGCUGCCACCACGGCCGGCCACCCCAGACACUCAGUUGCCAUGCCAACAGAGACAUUGUCUCCAGCUCUGCCAGAUAGCAAGGCCACUGGCACUGCAACACCUUUCAGUUCUACUGUACCCCUUCGAAUCCUUAACAAGGGCCCAGACUACUUCAGGAGACAGGUUGAACCCAACCCGAAACGUCUCAGCGCUGUUGAGAGACUUGAAGCUGACAAAGCAAAGUAUGUUAAGAGCCAAGAAGUUAUCAACGCUAAACAGGAACCAAUCAAACCACCCAUUUUGGCCAAGCCUCCUAUUGUUCAUUCUAAGAGAACUGGAGUGAGUGGCGGAGUACACGGAGGCGGAGUACCUUUCAAACCUUCAAAUAACAACGCUAAGUCAGACACAUGUGCAACGAGCAGCAAACGGGAAAAUCUAAACUUGGAGAUCCUAAAAAAUCUUCUUAACUCGUCGUCUUCUUCGGGUGCGGGCUCUGACGGGCUCGGGGGUGGAGCUAAGAGUGCUGUGUUGAUGAGGUCUUCUGGGGGACUGACAAGGAGUUGGACACCUUCCAGGAUGCCGUUAACCUACCGAUCCACAAUGGCUCUGAAUGAACAAUCACGAGACUCUGCUCCCAGUCCAAGUACCUCACAUUCCCUGCGCUCAUUUUCCCAUUCCUUGAAGGUUCCUCCAGGCAGUAGCGGUGGACGGUGCAGUCCACAGCUGGUAGGGAACCUCAAUCUCAGCAGAGUAUUAGAUGAAAGAAGACGUGAAGGAGGGCUUACGGAACGAUCGCGGUCUCCACUUCCGCCACUGCUGACUUCCCAUUCCUCCUCCGACCUUCUGCGCCUGUGCAACGGCAAGCCGCUCCGCACUGCUCGAUCCAGCAGCUCCUCAGCUCCGCCACUCCCCCCGAAACCGAACCCUGCUUCCCUCCCACCUCCUACCCUCUCAUUAUUACUGCCUCCCCCUCGUACAAACGUAUCCUCGUCACCUUGCAACAACACAACCCUUCAGUCGCUGCCAUGUGAUGUCGGAGAAGCUGCCAAUCCCUCAAAAGAUCCCAACCUGGAGUUGGAGCUGGGUUCCUCUGUAGCACGUCGUCCCUCUCUACAUAGAUCAAAAUCAGACCUGUCGGACAGGUAUGCCCGAGCUGGAGCUGACGUGGAACGUUUUUUUAACUAUUGUGGCCUCGACCCCGAGGAACUGGAGGCAGUUGGUCCAGAGAACUUUGCACGAGCCAAUUCGGACAUUGUGAGCUUGAACUUCAGAUCGGCUUCCAUGAUUUCCUCUGACUGCGACCAGUCACGGCGGUCUUCAAAUGACGGAUUGUCGGAUGGGGACGAAGGAGAAGAUGAGGAUGAGGAGGCCGGAGAGCGAGUUCCUUAUGGCAUCUCUGCUGUGGAACGUAACGCAAGAGUCAUUAAAUGGCUGUACAGCAUCAAACAAGCGAGAGAGACUCAAAAGGUCUCGCAUGUCUAGGUAGUGUUCUACAAUCAAACUGCUUCUCGGCUGUGAUGUGAUUUUUCUCAUUGCUCCAAGAUGGCUUUUGAGAAUGACAUGGACAGAAAAGAAAACAAAAAAUGACAUCAGCAAAAGAAUAGAACUUACACACGUACAAACCUUUAUGAACAUUAAAAUAGUUCCUUUGGGAGUAUUUUGGGACGCUGUACACUGACAAAUGUUCAAAUGUUGGAUUCAGCAACACGAACAAUGUGACGGCCUCAUGACAAAGAGCUACUGACCUAUCAUAGCGGACAAUCCAUCAAUUCACAUCUAGUUAAAUGAAAUGAAAUUCACAUCUCAUGUGAGCGCAGUUUGCUCUGGGUCCUCUGAAUCAUAACCCGCUUUGCCCGUUCAGCUGUUAAAAUAGGUCAAGUGAUCUGGAUGAAAGAGACACAGUGGACCAAUCAAACCUUGAGGAAAAUAAGGAUGGAACUGUCAUGGCUACUUCAGAUUUUACAUUCACACAAAGUGCCAUGUUUCCUCAAAUAGUCACCAGGACUCUUAAUAGAUGCCUGAAGGCGUCUCCACAAAGACAUUUUUUUUUCUCUCUCUGAAAAAAGAAAAAAAAAAAAAUCAGGUCGUGGCAGUACAUUUAUACUAAUUUUUAUGAAGUUGGCCUCGUGAAUUGAAAUUGAUCUUGUGGGCCUGAAGAAUACAUGGCUGCUACAUUUGGCUGUUGCGUAUAUAAACAUCCGUGGCCACUGUUUGAAGAAAUGCGGCACUUGAUGAAAUAAAUGUUACAGCUCCACAUUGUUUAUGCUAUAUUUGUGAACAAGAGCCCUCAAGCAGAAGCGGAGCCAUCUAUAACAUCACCCUUGGUUAUUUUGUUAAGACAGAUCAAAAUUCUUAUCAGAAAUGUUUUUGUUGCAUUGUCAAUGUAUCAAGUAAAUGAAAAGAAAUAGUGACCUCUUAAAGUCGGUUAUGCAGGUGCACCAUGUGAUCACAUUUAGGUCAUUCAUAUUUCUUUUGUUUUUAAAUGAAGAAGAAACAACAGAAAAGUUCAUCUGUCUUAAUGGGUUAUAAUCAGGACUCAAUUGUUCAUUGUUAAAGAAUUUCCCUCAUGUUGGUAUUGGUGAAUGCGAUGAGAUUGAUGUUGCUGUCAGCUAGGUUUUACUAAAAUUCCAUUUUUAAUAAGGUGGUUUAUUCCAUGGGAGGAAGAAAAACACAAAUAUGACAGAAUCAAAUAUUGUGUCACACGCCAUUUAACCGACAUUGGACCAAUGAGUGCUUUUGCAAAUAAAUGUACAUCUUUAUCAUUUUACAUUUCACAAGAUAAUUUGUGGGUUCCAUUUUUUUAUGAAUUCAAAAUCUUUUUUUUUUUUUUUAGCUGCAUGUUCAAAUUAGAAGAGAACAAAGUUCACAUUGAGUCACAUCCAUUGCAUUUGAGUUAUUUCAGUGUUAUUGUUGGAUCUUGGAAAUGCUCUCGGGGGUUCUGCCAACUAGUUGGGAGGAUUCAAAACGGUUUACAUAAGUGCUGCUUCUCUUGUGGGUGGAUCAUACAAACCUGAUUCCCUCUCAAGCUAAAAUUCAAAGUUAUGCUGGCACUGUCUGUCCACUGAAUACAAUUCAAAGUGACUGGGAGAAAAUUCAUAUAUCAGCUGUAUCAUUGCAUGACAUUGACAGUGAGACAUCAGAUUAUUAACUUUAGUUAAAGCAAUACUAAUAACAUGUCUGUUCACUGUUACGGACCAUGUAGGAAGGACAUUGUGGUCAUGUGGUGCCGGUGUUCUCCAACUAAUGUGUUUGUAGAUGCUUUUGCUACUAAUGACAUCCUUGCAUUAUGUAGAACAAAGAGCUCCAUUCAGGGUGUUGUUGCUGGUUCAGUUUAGUAUCUGAGUUCAACUCUCCAGCUCCCGAUAAUCAAGUCUCCUAAUUGUACGUGUUUCAGCUUGACCGUCCCCCCAGUUUACAUCUUUACAUUGGCGUGACCUCCAUUUUCAUUUUCUGCUUCAGGAUGUCAGAAGAAAGCAAUGUCACUGUCACAAUUUAGAUCAAUGAUAAAGAGAAUAGGUUAUAGCUGACUUGAGUGGCUUUGCAAGCUUGAUUCUUAGCCAAACUAAGCAAAACAAAAAUAUUUUAGCCAGAUGUAGAAAGUCACCGGUAAAGACGGCUACAAAAACAACAAUGGGACACCAGCACCUUGAGAAGAAUCAAAAGUUUUCAAACCUGCGAAUCUAUUUUCAGCAUAUUUAAAUGAAAAUGGCAUCCGUCUAUGUAAAUAAUAGAUUCCAGCUGUUUUCUGUUCUGAGGGGAGACUCGCAGUCCCACACUUUGGAAACCUGCUUUUGGUAUUUGAGCACUAGACAAACUAUUUCUUCUGCAUUCUUCUAAAAGUGAAUGGAAGCUAGUCCAAUUUCCUGCUAAAGGUUAAGCAAGUAUCCAUCCAUCCGUUAUGUUGCUGUUGAAUACCCUUGUCCUGUCAUUUGUGUUUUUCCAGUGGAAUCCAGAAAAAAAAAAGUCCCUGUCAGCAUUAAGUAAACAAGAGUGUAUUGUUCUUGCAAUGUCAUCAUACUAUCAGUUCUGUCUAAAAGAUUUGAAGUUCUUCUGUGGUACUUUUUUUUCUCUCUGUGUAAAUGAUAAAAGAAAAAAAUAUAUAAUUGCUUCUGGGGGGAAAUCAAUGUGUGGAUUUCUGUUUUUGGUUCGUUCGUUUCAAGGUUUGCAUUUUAGAAAAAAAUCCAAGCAACAUUCUUGGGUAACUGCCCUCAGAACCGAGCUGUCUGAUCUAACCUCGGCAAAAAGCUUCGUGUUGGCUGUGUUUUGCUGUGGAAACAUUCCAUUUUACUCGACUAAAAAUAAAAACAUUCAUGUUUAGGUUCUUCUAUUUUGCAUUAUUCCAAUAAAUGGAUUUUUGCCAUUGA
This is a messenger RNA of Syngnathus typhle (broad-nosed pipefish), 7695 nucleotides long. RefSeq names its product family with sequence similarity 110 member B (gene fam110b). The transcript is spliced from 6 exons. NCBI's taxonomy places the organism in Eukaryota, Metazoa, Chordata, Actinopteri, Syngnathiformes, Syngnathidae. The coding region runs from base 3392 to 4813 and encodes 473 amino acids. The record is from RefSeq and is a predicted model, not a curated record.